Girardinichthys multiradiatus is the source of this 2424-nucleotide messenger RNA. RefSeq names its product spindlin-1-like. The transcript has 5 exons. The coding region runs from base 178 to 885 and encodes 235 amino acids. Gene Ontology annotation, biological process: gamete generation. NCBI's taxonomy places the organism in Eukaryota, Metazoa, Chordata, Actinopteri, Cyprinodontiformes, Goodeidae. The record is from RefSeq and is a predicted model, not a curated record.
CUGGGAACUAGAGUCUCCUCCCUCCCACGAUCAACCAGCCAGAGCUAACUCCUAUUUUUCCAUAGGUUUCGCGAGAUUUGCGCGGGCAGGUUGGCGCGUGGCAAGAUUUAUCCGCCAUGUAAACCGAACAGUACUGACAUGAAAUCUGCUUAAAGUAACCUUUGAAUUUCCAGCGGCAUGUCCAAGAAAAGGGGCAGAAAGCGGAGCAUUGGGGAACUGAGCGACACGGUAACCCCGGACCCCAACUGCAUCCUGGGAUUACGCAUUCAGCACAACUGGCGAGAGAGGGGGAACCAGAGCAAAUGGAAGGGAACGGUACUUGACCGACUCGGCGUCAAUCCCUCUCUCUUCAUGGUCAAGUACGACGGCUUUGACUGCGUCUAUGGAAUUGAGCUGUUCAAGGACGAGAGAGUGUCCAACCUGCAGGUUCUGUCAGAGAACAUCGUAAACAACAAAAUAAAGAUUCCACCAGGGGCAGAGGAACUUGUCGGCAAAGCAGUGGAGCAUUUGUUUGAAAAGGAAGAUGGAGAGAAGAAUGAAUGGAGAGGCAUGGUCCUAUCCCGAGCUCCAGUCAUGACAAACUGGUAUUAUAUCACUUAUGAAAAGGACCCAGUUCUCUAUAUGUACCAGCUGUGGGAUGACUACGCAGAUGGAGACCUCAGGAUUUUGCCUGAAGCAGAAAACAAGCACCUGUUGCCUGCAGACAGAAAGCCGGGAGAAGAGACAGAAAGUCUGGUGGGGAAACAAGUGGAGUAUGUUACCGACAAGGGUGUGAAGAGAACCGGCCUGGUCAUCUACCAGGUCCCAGCCAAGCCCUCAGUGUACUAUAUCAAAUAUGAUGAUGACUUUCAUAUUCAUGUCUAUGAUCUGGUCAAAACCCCCUAGAUGUAGUGGACACUUUUAUAUCAGUCUUAAGCCUAUUUUUCCAUCUGAUUUUGUUCUGCUCAUUGUAAAUUAUUAUUGAAAGCCAUGAUAGGUUCAGGAGUAGCUGACAUGCUUUAUUUGUUAAGAGGCCAGUGCAAUAUUCAUUUCUAUGCAUAGCAGACCAGUAGCACUGCUAUGCUUGUUUUUCUUUUCAAGGGGGAGAUGGUCUUAUCGUAUAACUUUACCCAUGGCUCAUUGGCUGUGCAAGUAUUUUAACAUUUACAUUAUUGCCAUUUAUCAGUUUAAGUGGUUCUGACUUUGAAAGCUGAGCAGGAUGUCUUAUAGUUGCACUUUUCUCUGAGGUUAUUCUUAAACUUGUUAUACAUCAAGUGUCUGAAAUCAAAGUUUUAGUUUGCUGUUCGUACUAGAAGACAUCUUAGGAAAACAGCCUCACAAAGUCACCUUUAUAUGUCCCCUAUAUUGUUAAAUGCCAAUAUCCUCUCGCACCUUUGCACUCUUCUCUAGUAUUGCAACGUUUCUAGUUGUGCUCUAUUAAUCGGCUACAUUUAACAUUACGUGAGUGUAGCCCGGCUUUUUCUUGUUGGAAUUGUGCAGGAAGGUUUUAAAUAUGCUUUAAAUCCUUUUUUUUAUAGCACUUUUGUGGUUGCAAGGGGAGAUGCUAAAAUAAUAAUCUAAUUUAAAUGCACAGUAAUACAUGAAGUGCCUUCACGCUGGUCACAAUUUGGCAAUAUUAUGCUUACCAUUUCUCUGGACAGCUGUAUGAAACAUGCCAUUUCAUUAAGUUUAAACGAUAAACAGCUUGGGGAAAGUUACAGAUCAGUCUGCGAUGUUGACGUUUAGCUUUUUGUUGUAAAAUUGUUUUCUUCAAAUGUAACCUGCUUCAUCGUUGCCGUCGUGAUCUCACUGUUGAUGUUGUGUGCAGCACUUUACUGUAUAAGGUUUACGUGGUUAUAGUAUGGUAUCAUACUUGUUCUAUACAAAUAACACGCAUGAAGGAGAGAAAAAAAUUAUCUAAUGCUGCAAUGCAUUCAGAUGACAGUAUUUAAUCUGUACAUUUUGUGUAUAAUUCCCUAUAAUCUCGUUUUUGUUUGGCUGAGAUUAUAAUCAGCUAAAAGAAACACAAUAUAUCAGUCUCUUAUCUCUGAUUUAAGUUUUUAAAUGGCCUUGUAGUCUUAAAAGACAUGCUUGCAGAACAGGCUUCAUCCAAACGUUGAAUUCUCAAAAACUAAGCUUUAUGUAUCCUUGAGGUAACUUUUUCCUGAGUCAAAACUCUGGUUGCAUCCCCAGAACAGUGCUUGGGAAUCUAGAUACAUUUAAGCAAGUGUGGGACUGAUGAUGUAUGCUAGAAUCAAAUCUGUUGUUGCAUUUAAUUCAAAAACAUAACACUAUGCAUCACUGUUGGCUGUGCUUUAGUGUUUGUUGUGCAAACUUAAGUCAUAAAUAACUCUCCUUUAAGUUUUGUCCUCUGGUUCUGAAGUUGUAGCAGAAUCAAAAUGACAAUUUGUCAUCAUUCUGUUGUAAUAAAGAGUUUUGCACAUC